Molecule: messenger RNA, 336 nt
Organism: [Candida] anglica
Lineage: Eukaryota; Fungi; Ascomycota; Pichiomycetes; Serinales; Debaryomycetaceae
Source: the annotation of a GenBank genome assembly
AUGUCACGCCAUCAGUAUGAUCUUGUUCAGUGUAUGAAGCAAACAGGUCCUAAUGUAGGACUUGUAUGUUCUCAAUGCGAUGGUAAAUGUCCAGUUUGUGACUCUCUCGUCAAGCCUACCACCAAAGUUCGACUCUGUAGUGAAUGUUCUUUUGGUCAUCUUGCUAAAAAAUGUAUUCUUUGCGGAAAUGGAUAUGAUGAAGGUGUUGCUGCGUACUAUUGCUUGGAGUGUGUCCGCUCGGAAAAGGAUCGAGAAGGAUGUCCUCGGAUUAUUAAUGUAGGUUCAUCUAGAAGUGAUAUGAUAUUUAAUAAGAGAAGAAAUGAGAAGAAAGCUUAA